Messenger RNA from Lethenteron reissneri (Far Eastern brook lamprey), 3906 nucleotides. Its product is annotated as TBC1 domain family member 10A-like. The record is from RefSeq and is a predicted model, not a curated record. NCBI's taxonomy places the organism in Eukaryota, Metazoa, Chordata, Hyperoartia, Petromyzontiformes, Petromyzontidae. Gene Ontology annotation, molecular function: small GTPase binding; GTPase activator activity. Gene Ontology annotation, biological process: regulation of GTPase activity.
GGUGGAGGAGGUUGACGCCGCCACUUGGACAUCGGCGUUAGAGCGGCGUGGGCCUCGCGGAUUUUCGUCGGGAUUCCUUCGCUCCCUGGGACUUUUCCUCUCUCUCGCCUACUUCACCCGCCCGCCCGCCCGCUCUCAAGGGAAUACACCUCUGCCGCUCUCACGAGGCUUCUUGCUGUGCCAGCGGAAGUGUCGGGACGCCACAAGCGAGUUCAGUGUAGACAGAGUUUCGCCGGCGCUAUUCGUGACAUCACUGCGAGCGGCCCCUCCGGACGGAUGGCGCCACCGCCGCCACCGUCCUGACUUUUCCACGAGCCCGCGUCUCUUCCGGGGCCACGCCGCUGAACUGACGAUGGUGGCGGCAGUGCUGACGGCGACAUCGACGAGCCUGGGACCGAUAUGGCGAGCGCGGGGCAGGGAGUGACGGCGCGUGGGAACGGCAGCAGGGACGGGCCAGCUGCGGCGGGGACCGGGCGCGCCAUGAACGGGGUGGAGGGGCCACAGAUCGACCGCUUCGGCUUCAUUGUCGAGGGCUCCGAUGGCAGCACAGGGGCGCUCGCAAUGCCCGUGGACGUGCUGCGGCAGAGGGAGCUGAAGUGGCUGGAGAUGCUGCGCUACUGGGACAAGUGGAUCACCAAGGGCUACAAGAAGGUAAAGCUGCGGUGCCGGAAGGGCAUCCCCCCGUCCUUGCGGGCCCGUGCCUGGGAGCAUCUAUCCGGCAGCAAGUACAUCAUGGAGCAGAUGCCCGGCAAGUUUGAGGAAUUGGAUAAGCUACCUGGGGACCCCAAGUGGCUGGAGGUCAUCCAGAAGGACCUGCACCGACAGUUCCCCUUCCACGAGCUCUUCCGUGCCAAGGGAGGCCAGGGGCAACAGGACCUGUUCCGCGUGCUCAAGGCCUACACCGUCUACCGCCCAGAGGAGGGGUACUGCCAGGGACAGGCCCCGGUCGCCGCCGUGCUGCUCAUGCACAUGCCGGCCGAGGAAGCAUUCUGGUGCUUUGUGCAGAUCUGCGAGAAAUACCUUCCGGGUUACUACAGUGCUGGGCUGGAGUCGCUGCAGCUGGACGGCGAGAUCCUCUUUGCGCUGCUGCGGAAGGUGUCGCUCAUUGGCUACCGCCACCUGAAAUGGCACAGCGUGGACCCCGUGCUCUACAUGACAGAGUGGUUCAUGUGCGUCUUCUCGCGCACACUGCCCUGGGACUCGGUGCUGCGCGUCUGGGACAUGUUCUUCUGCGAAGGCGUCAAGACGAUGUUCCGCGUGGGGCUGGUACUGCUGCGCCACGCGCUCGGCAGCUCGGAGAGGGUGCGCAUGUGCCCGGGCCUCUACGAGACCAUGGAGCAGUUGAAGAACAUCCCUCAUGAGCAGCUGCACGAGGAGUACCUCGUGCGAGCGAUCCUGGAGCUGGACAUCUCGGAGAUGGACAUCGAGAAGGAGCACGCGGUGCAGCUGCAGCGCUGGAUCGAGUCGCGCGGGGAGCCGAGCCACUCGUCGACGCACCGCCUGCACGGGGCUCGCGCCGUCCGCCAGGAGCUGGAGUUCCAGCGCGAGGCACUGCGCCUGGCGCGGCGCGCCCACCACAAGGAGACGACGGGCUACUCGCCGCCUCCCUCGCCGACGCCGAGCAUCACCAGCACGCUCAGCACGCUCAGCACCAUGAGCACCAUGAGCCAGAGGCGUGGCAAGAUAUCCAUGUUCCGGGAGAAAGAGCUCCAGCGCAUCCUGCGGAACAGAGACAAGGAGAACGAGAAGGAGAGGAAGCGGAUGGAAAAGGAGGAAGAGAAAGAGCGAGCCCGGUGGAGAGAGCAGGAGAGGCAGAGGGCAAAGGAGCUAGAAAAGCAGACGGCCAAGCAAAAGGAGCUGGACAGGCAGAGAGCGAAGGAGCUGGAACAAGAGCAAGUGAGAGAGAGGGAAAUGGCAAAGAAAAUCCCCAAAGGCAAGGAAGUGGAGGGCAUGAAACAGAAAGGUAAGGAAAAGGAGGAAAAAUCCAAAGACACACCUUCGGCUGAUCACAUCGACAUCCCCAAAAUCAAGGUGACAGUACCCGAAACGAGCAGCCCAUCAAGCGUGCAGCAAGAGCAGCAACGACGGUCGUCCUCGCCAAUUGUCCAAGACAAAAGCCCACGCACCCCGGAACCCAAAGUGGCGUCUCCGUCAACAAGCAAAGACAAAGUGAAGUUACCCAGCGGGGGCAUCCGCAUUCCGCAAAUCACACUCUCGCCCGUCAAGGACAAUAAAAAACCACCCCUCAGCCCGGCAUCUGCCAAACUACGCGCGGCAGCAAUGCCAACGUCGCCAGGUGCUAGGCCUGGCUCCUCACGGGACAUCUCUCCAGCAACCUCGCAGAAACCUGCUCAUCCGGACCCCAACAUCCCCGAGCCAGAGCCCAGCUCAGUGGUGCAGAGCACAGGACGUAUUUCCUGUGCGAUGGAGGAGACCUACCUCUGACUGCGCUUCACGGAACCCGAGUCCAGUUGUCACAUUUUAAACAGUGAAAUACACACAAUGAGUAGCUGCCGAAAUUGGAGGUGAACACAAAAGGAAUAAGGAUUAUGCUUUUGUGGAGAGACGGAGGUUUGGCGUCGGCUUGAGUCAAAAUAUGUUCUGAUCAAAUUAGUUGUGCAAGGGACUGACAGUAUUAGCAGUCGUGAAGAGCUUUGGCUAGUGUGGACAUGGUUCCGUCUUGCUGCUUUGAGAUACUGAAGGGCGAGUAGUUUUGUGCAAGUUUUUUUUUUUAUUCAGUGGUUUUUAUUGUAAAGGUCUAUUUUACGUCUUCUGAGGUUUGCACAUGUGACUUUAGGUCAUCCUACUGAUCCUAGACGGUAACGUUAUUAAAUGUGCGUAGCCAAGGGUUUUUUUUUUUACUUUUUAUUUUUUAAUAAUAAAACCAAGUUAUACCCAACAUUUAGAUUUGAAAUGUGUUGCAUAAGCUUUUGCCAUAAACAUAGGUUACCGUUUCUGUUUACAAACUAAAGUAAUCAUUCAGAAUAUGCUUGCAACAUCUAAGGAUAGCAAAAUCCACCCAGGAUGAUGUAGAUACCCACCCCGUCUGUGUGCCAGUUCACGACCUUGCAUUCAGCCUAUUGCUCAUCUUCCAGCGAGGGUUGUCAAGCCUGCACGUGGGAGAUGACACCUAAUUUUCCAGUGCAAUUGUUUUUGACUUGUGAUUACCAGAUUUGAGCAUUCUUCAUAGCACGUGUAAUUUCUCACCAGUGUGGAGUACUAGCAUUGGUUUCUACUGUUUUCAGUGGUGUACAAUUUUUAUAAGGCCAGACUUUUUAAGUAUUGUUUGCCAUGGUUCUAGUUACAUUGGCACUUGUCAAAUACUGUCUUGAAUGUAACUAUGUUGGCACUAUUGUUUAUUUAAUCUUUCUGAUGGGAGAUAAAAUUUGAUUUGAAAUAAUUAAUAGAAUUGUUUAUUUACAAAGAACAAAUAUUUAAUGUUUUGGACACUAAUGCAGCUUUGUGUCAUGCUGAAAGGCCCAAAUCUCAUGUAUAUUGUGUACUGUAUAUGAAAGUUACACAAACUGUAGACUAUAUAUAGUAUUGCAGGUAAAUAAGGGCCUAAUUUCCAUCUCUGAAGAGACCCCUCCAUCUGGUGUUGGACCCAGCAGUGGAGUGGAGAAAAUGGGAGCUCACCCAGUCCUUGUAGUUAAGGCCUCUUAAGUUGGGAAUUGGUUCCAAUGCCCAUUUGACUGGAAGUAAAACUAAAUAUUGAAACAUUUCAUAUCCUUUGCAUUACUGGCUUUGUAGGGAAAAUGUUAGCCAGUUGUAAUUAGUAUUAAAAAGGGACCAGCAUUCACUUGUAAAUGCACUGGACUGGUUAGAAUGAGAUUAUUUAAUGUGUGCAUACCACAAUGGAUCUGAACCCUUUAAUUAAAGAAAACAAUAAGAAUGUUGUUGCCGUUU